Messenger RNA from Penicillium malachiteum, 2052 nucleotides. RefSeq lists its product as uncharacterized. The record is from RefSeq and is a predicted model, not a curated record. The coding region runs from base 1 to 2052 and encodes 683 amino acids. The transcript is spliced from 2 exons. Lineage: Eukaryota; Fungi; Ascomycota; Eurotiomycetes; Eurotiales; Aspergillaceae.
AUGACGUUCAAUCAAGACGAUGAGCUCUUCAUGAGGGCCAUCUCCGGAUACCGGGAUGCAUUUUUGGAUCGAUAUUCCCACCUUCCGGAAGCUGAGCGCAUGCAACUCUGGAGUAGUCGGAUCAGCCCAUUCAUUCCGGCCAUCAACGGUGACGACUCGACCCCCGGUAAAUCGGGCAAACGGACUCGACAGGAUACUCCGCGGACGCUUCCCUCUGGUUCUGGUCUUCCGCAAGCGAAACGACGAGCCACCAGCCCGGAACUUCCGGUGACCGUCGAACUGAGACGCGCACUCUCUCAAGUAUCCAAUGCAGCUACCCCGCGAGAGGAUGCUUCGACGUCAACUUACCGGCAUACGGCCCCCAUGGCACGCUCUCAGAGCCAACAAAUCCCCAUAUCUCACUGGCACCCGCCCGCCGGGGCCACUAUGGCCAAGCGACAAUCCUACGGACCUCCGAGGACGCAUCAGCUCUCAUUUGACCAUGCCAUCGACGAAUACUCGCCUUCCGAAUACACGAGGCAGCUGCAACUGGACGAUAGCGAAAAUCAGUCAUAUCCUGGUCUUGGCCACUCUGGUUCUGGUCCUGGUUCGACUCUGUCCCUCGGCCUCGCAGCGCAGGGAUUAUCAAAUGGAGCAACUCCUCUGUCGCAUCAUAGUCAUCAUGAUGGUCAGGUCUCUCCCAUGGCGGAUGCUUCCCCCGCGACAGCUGUGCAAAUGACUCGCAGCACGACCACCGAUUCCAUCAUCAAUAAUUUCGACAAUUUCCGGUUUGAUGGUACCACCAGUGCAGCUGCGACCUCGGAUCUGGAUCUGGCUUCCUCUUAUUCCAUCUCCCCAGAGUGGGUGCCAACCUCCGCAUCUGGUUUGCCCUUUCAUCACCCUCAAUCCAUGUAUCCUAACAUAGAACAACACCCCUUCCCAAUCUCUUAUGCAAACUUCUCCACCUCCGCACCCUGCACAUCUUCCUUUCCCCAUCCCAUCCCUGCAACCCGCAUCCCCGCUCCUGUUCAAAUCCACCAUGCCUUAUCAGCAGUGGAAAUGAAACCCUCCCUCUCAAUCGAGUCCCCUCCAUCCCCCACAAACCCUUCAGCACCAACCCGCGCCGCGAGACGAACCCAAGAGCAAAUUGCACACGCGACCCGCCCUAUCGCUCCAAAACGCGAGUCCGAAUCUUCCUCUUCUCCAACAACCAUUCUCCUUCAACCCGACUCCAAAGACCCCCACCAAAUGGUCCGCAUCUGUCCCACAGAUGGCACCGCCAAGCCAGUUCAAGCAAUCCCCAAAGCUUCAAUACAGCGUCCACCACGACCAAAGACAUAUUGUCAUCUCUGUAACGACCAGCCAGAGGGAUUCCACGGUGACCACGAACUCCGUCGACAUAUCGACCGAGUCCAUGCUUCCGUGCGUAAGGUAUGGGUUUGUGUCGAUAUUUCACCUGAUAAGACCUUCCUAGCAAAUUGCAAGGCUUGUCGCAAUGGGAAGAAGUACGGUGCGAAUUAUAACGCUGCAGCGCAUCUUCGCCGAACACAUUUCAAUCCCUGUCAGCGUGGUCGUGGAGGCCGUGGCAAAGAGACCGAGAAGCGUGGUGGGAAGGGUGGAGGAAACCAUCCUCCUAUGGAUGUAUUGAAGCAUUGGAUGCGACAAACCGUCGAGCGGGCAGGUGAGGAUGAUGAAUACGACGGUGAUGAGGCCGGAGAGACUGGGGCUGUAAACGUGAAGAAUGUGGAUGAUGUUUGUGGAACGAGUUAUGGAUCAGAGGAAUACUUUGAUGAGGGAAAUGGGGAAGCUGAGAUUGAGCUUGAGCAAGAAGUGGAACAGGAGCAUGAGUCCAAUCAGACACAAGAACAUCUGGGACACGGAUUCCAGGGUACUUCUGUUGGCUUGACGAGCUCUCAUCCUCAUGUUGCUUCGUUCGGUAUGGAGUCGACCCUCAUGCAUGGGUAUGAUCCGUAUUCCAUUCCUGGAUUCGAGUUGGAUCCCUCGCUCAAUGGGCCAUUUUAUAUGGACUCGCAGCCUCCGUUCCCUCCAGAGAUGGAGUCGUAUGUUAUGUGA